GCAUUAGCUGAAGACUGGAGUCACUGAGCAGCGAGGAUAUCAGAGCUUCCAUGAAGAGUGUGACGAGACACAUCUGUUGGAUAUCUUGGCUACUGCUCCAUGUUGGACCUGCUACAUCAAUGUUCUUUCUUUUUAAUGGGCAAAAUAAUAAUGGCAGUGUCAGCAAUAUUUGCCGUUCUCAGUCUUUAAUUGCUUGAGGCAUUUGGAAUUCAAUAAUAGACAUUACGCCUAUAUAUAUAUAUAUUCUUUCUGUAUUUAAUACAACAGGACGUACACUAACUAUCUGGAUCACACACACAUACUUCUGGGAUGUGGUCUUGUUUUAAAAACUUCUUCACUUAUGAAACCACGAAGUCAGUGGUCGUGAAGAGCUGGACCAUCGGCAUCAUCAAUCGCGUCGUCCAACUCCUCAUCAUCGCUUACUUCGUUGGGUGGGUGUUUCUCUAUGAGAAGGCAUACCAGGUGAGGGACACAGCGAUUGAAUCCUCAGUUAUGACCAAGGUCAAAGGUUUUGGAAUCUACAAUAACAAGGUCAUGGACGUUGCAGACUACGUCACACCUACACAGGGAGCUUCUGUGUUUUGCAUCAUCACUAAAUUGAUCACUACAGAGAACCAAGUCCAAGGAUACUGUCCUGAGAGUGAGAAGAAGUAUAACUGUGUCCACGACGAUAAUUGCACAAAACACCUCAACAGACUUGGAAGUUAUGGAAUUCUUACGGGGAAAUGUGUUCCUUUCAAUUCCACUCUCAAGAUGUGUGAGAUUAAAGGGUGGUGUCCGGCCGAGAUCGACACCAUAGAAACUACACCAAUGUUGGAAGUGGAAAAUUUCACCAUCUUCAUCAAGAACAGCAUUCGCUUCCCAACUUUCAACUACACUAAAGGGAACUUCCUCCCCACAAUCACCAACGAUUACAUCAAAAAGUGUAACUUUGACAUGGUCAACAACACCUACUGUCCUAUAUUCAGGGUGGGAGAUGUUGUCCGCUAUGCACAGCAAGACUUCGGCAACCUGGCAAAAAAGGGAGGAGUGAUUGGGAUAAAAAUUGGUUGGAACUGCGAUCUUGACAAGUCCGACGACCACUGUAAUCCCUCCUACUCAUUCACCAGACUGGAUGCCAUGUCACAGAAGAACGCUGUCUCACCUGGCUACAAUUUCAGGUUUGCAAAAUAUUAUAAAAUGGAGAAUGGGACAGACUACCGUACUCUGGUCAAAGCCUAUGCCAUUAGGUUUGAUGUUCUGGUCAAUGGAAAUGCAGGAAAGUUCAACAUGAUUCCAACACUUAUUAACAUGGUGGCAGCAUUCACCUCCGUGGGAGUGGGCACAGUGUUGUGUGACAUCAUACUGCUGAAUUUCCUGAAGGGUGCGGAGCAGUACAAAGCCAAGAAAUUUGAAGAGGUGUCCGACAGCCCUUUGGAAUCCCACAGCAACGGGUUGUAUCGCUCUCAGCUGUCACUCAGACAAACCGUCAUGAGGUCCAGCGACUCUGGGGCAUUUUCUAUUGAACAUUACACAUAAUUGACCAGAGUAACAAGGAUAGUUUAACAUUUUAGGUUCUGUAGUUUUGACUCAUUCGGACCUCUCUUCAUUCCAUAGGCAGCCCCAUGUUUAAAUGUGAACACGAUACAAAAUAAGUAACAGCAUGAGUGCCUUUGCAUGGUGACAUUUAGCAGCGCAGGGUUUUCUGAGCUUGUCUUUGCAAACACUAACAGCUCCUUUGAAGUUUCUAAUCCAAUAUAUUUAUUCAAAGUAAGCGAGAUGUACAGUAAGAGUGUGUGGAUACAAUAUAUUUGUGCAUGACAUAAACUAUUUCAAAAAUCAAUCUUUGAAAUAUAUCAUAUCAAUAUAUCAAUAAUAAAAUUUGUGUAUUCUCUCCUGCUC
This is a messenger RNA of Mugil cephalus (flathead mullet), 1881 nucleotides long. It is a transcript of the gene p2rx3b, whose product is annotated as purinergic receptor P2X, ligand-gated ion channel, 3b. Gene Ontology annotation, molecular function: purinergic nucleotide receptor activity; ATP binding; extracellularly ATP-gated monoatomic cation channel activity. The record is from RefSeq and is a predicted model, not a curated record. Gene Ontology annotation, biological process: response to ATP; monoatomic cation transmembrane transport. NCBI's taxonomy places the organism in Eukaryota, Metazoa, Chordata, Actinopteri, Mugiliformes, Mugilidae. The transcript is spliced from 12 exons. The coding region runs from base 310 to 1518 and encodes 402 amino acids. Gene Ontology annotation, cellular component: nuclear inner membrane; plasma membrane.